AUUGCACGUUGUUUUAAGAUGGAAAACUGAAGAAGAUGGAAUAGCGAACAGGGGACAAACGGAAUGGUGAAAAUGCACUCGUCUGCGUAAACCAUAGACGUAACGUUACCGCUAACCUGCGAAAACCUUUCAUUAACACGAAAAUCUCCUGUCAACUCACAGCCGAAGCUCCAGCGGCUGGAAUAGGAAAAACAGACUGUCUGGUCUUGUUGGAUUGGGACGAGGGACAGUAAGAAAGAUCCUGGCUUAGGCUGUGGCCUGGGGACAGGCUCUCAUCUGCAGCUGCUGCUAUAUAAAAACAUUAUUGUACUGUUUAAAAACCACUUCGCGUUGGAAUAUUUGACUUAAUUGUUGCGCGCGAUUGUUUUGAAAACCAUGGCGUCUUACGUGGAUAACAGUUUUCGGCAGGCGGUGAUGGUGAAUCCUUCAGACAGGACGCAACAGGACCUGGAGAUCGUUUAUUCCUACUUGCAUGGAAUGGAGGCGCUGUCCAAUCUUCGGGAGCACCAACUGAGGAUAAUGUGUGAAACCGUACGCUACGAAAGACACGAAGCCAACGAAGUGCUCUAUUAUCCUGAUGACAUUGGCACAUGCUGGUACAUUCUGCUCUCGGGAUCCGUCUUCAUCAAAGAGUCCAUGUUCUUGCCACGCUCCAGCUUUGGGAAGAGGUCUGCUGGGAGUUUACGUCGUGGAUGCGAGUGCAUCGUGCUGGAGCCAUCCGAGAUGAUUGUGGUGGACUAUAUGGAUGAGAAUGAGGAGUAUUUCCAGCGGCAGGCAUCGCACCGACAGUCCCGCCGAAGAUUUCGCAAGAUCAACCAGAAGGGCGAGCGGCAGACCAUCAUUGACACCGUAGACCCCUAUCCUGCCGGCAAGCUGCCCGUAGCGCGGGGAUACCAUACGGAAUGCGUUAAGGCUCAGCUGCCGGCAGACUUCAGCAGAUUACACCUGGCGGACGGGAUUCACCCGCAGGUGACACACGUUUCCUCCAGCCACUCAGGAUGUAGCAUCACCAGUGAUUCUGGGAGCAGCAGCCUGUCGGACAUUUACCAGGCCACCGAGAGUGAGCCCGGCGACAUGGACCUCAGUGGCCUGCCCGAGACGGCCGUUGACUCCGAGGAGGAUGACGAUGAGGAAGAUAUUGAACGGGCCUCAGAUCCCCUCAUGAGUCGAGAUAUCGUCCGGGACUGUCUGGAAAAAGACCCCAUGGACCGAACGGAUGAUGACAUAGAGCAACUGUUGGAGUUCAUGCACCAGCUACCGGCCUUUGCCAACAUGACCAUGUCCGUCAGGAGGGAGCUUUGUGCUGUCAUGGUGUUUGCUGUGGUGGAACGGGCCGGUACAGUCGUCCUUAAUGAUGGCGAAGAGCUGGACUCAUGGUCUGUGAUUCUGAACGGCUCAGUGGAGGUGACGCACCCAGAUGGCCGGACGGAAAUCCUGUGCAUGGGCAACAGCUUCGGUGUGUCCCCCACUAUGGAGAAAGAGUACAUGAAGGGGGUGAUGAAGACCAAGGUGGAUGACUGCCAGUUUGUUUGCAUAGCACAGCAAGAUUACUGCUGUAUCCUUAACCAAGUUGAGAAAAAUAUGCAGAAGGUGGAAGAGGAGGGUGAGAUUGUGAUGGUGAAGGAACACCGUGAGCUUGACCGCACAGGCACCAGAAAAGGGCACAUUGUCAUCAAGGGCACACCAGAGCGUCUUACCAUGCACCUUGUAGAAGAGCACUCGGUGGUGGACCCCACCUACAUCGAGGACUUCCUGCUUACCUACCGCACCUUCCUGCCAAGCCCCAUGGUGGUGGGCAAGAAACUGUUGGAGUGGUUCCAUGACCCCAGCCUCAGGGACAAGGUUACACGGGUAGUCUUGCUGUGGGUAAACAAUCACUUCAACGACUUUGAGGGUGACCUCGCAAUGACACAUUUUCUUGAGGAGUUCGAGUACAAUCUGGAGAGAGAGAAAAUGUGUGGGCACCUAAGACUGUUAAACAUAGCAUGUGCUGCCAAAGCUAAACUGCGGGUGGUGACCCUGACAAAACCCUCGAGGGAAGCCCCCCUGGCCUUCACCCUGUUGGGGGGUUCAGAGAAGGGCUUUCGCAUUUUCAUUGACAGCGUGGAGUCAGGCAGCAAAGCUGCAGAGGCCGGCCUUAAAAGAGGAGAUCAGAUACUAGAGGUAAAUGGGCAAAACUUUGAAAAUGUGCCGCUAUCCAAAGUCAACGAGAUUCUCAAAAACAACACGCACCUGUCCAUUACUGUGAAAACCAAUCUCUUAGUGUUUAAGGAGCUACUGGCCAGGCCUGACCAGGACCAGGAGCAAGAACAGGAGGAGGAGCCAGACAGGAAAAACGGGGCACCUCACAUCCCUAAAAUUGGGGACAUUAAGAAAGCCAGUCGUUACUCCAUCCCUGACUUGGCUGUGGAUGUUGAGCAGGUCAUGGGUCUUGAGAAAGCUAGCAAAAAAGCCAAGGCCAACACCGUAGGUGGCAGAAACAAGCUGAAGAAGAUCUUCGACAAGACACUGACCAGUAUUCUUCCACCCAAACCUUACAAUGACGUUGGGGUGGGACAGUCUCAGGAUGACAGUAUUGUAGGGCUUAAGCAGUCAAAGCAGAUCCCUCCUGCUCUUCCUGUCAGUGGAAACCUUUCAUCAAGCAACCCUGACCUGCUGCAGUCACACCAUCGCAUACUCGACUUCAACAACCAACCUGAAGCAGUGCCUAUAAACAUGUCAGACCAGGUAUUGCGAGUGUUCAAGGCAGACCAGCAAAGUCGGUACAUCAUGAUUGGGAAGGACACCACAGCAAAAGAAGUUGUAGCUCAGGCCAUUCGAGAGUUUGCCUUGACUGCUGCCGCUGAAGCCUAUUCGUUGUGCGAGGUUUCAGUCACUCCUGAGGGCGUUAUCAAGCAGCGGCGACUUCCUGAACAACUCUCCAAACUGGCCGACAGGAUCCAGCUGAGUGGCAGGUACUACCUGAAAAGCAACAUGGAGACAGAGACGCUGUGCUCGGAUGAAGAUGCCCAGGAACUGCUACGGGAGAGCCAUAUCAGCUUGCUGCAGCUCAGCACGGUGGAAGUGGCGACCCAGCUGUCCAUGCGCGCCUUCGAGUUGUUCUGUGCCAUUGAGCCCACCGAGUACAUUGAUGACCUGUUUAAGCUGAAAACUCGCCUUACCGGGCCCCCCAGCCUCAAGCUCUUUGAGGAAGCCAUCAAUCGGGAGACCUUCUGGGUGGCCACGGAAGUGGUGCGUGAGCCCAACCAGCUCAAACGCAUGAAGAUCAUCAAGCACUUCAUUAAAAUUGCACUGCAUUGCCGCGAGUGCAAGAACUUCAACUCCAUGUUUGCCAUUAUCAGUGGUCUGAAUUUGGCCCCGGUGUCCAGGCUGAGAGGCACAUGGGAGAAGUUGCCCAGUAAAUAUGAGAAGCUGUUUAGUGAUCUUCAAGACCUAUUUGAUCCCUCCAGGAAUAUGGCAAAGUACCGGAACCUUCUUAACAGCCAGAACCUGCAGCCACCCAUUAUCCCUCUCUUCCCUGUAAUCAAGAAGGAUCUCACCUUCCUGCAUGAAGGAAAUGACUCGAAGGUGGACGGUUUGGUGAACUUUGAGAAGCUGCGGAUGAUUGCUAAAGAAAUCAGACACGUAGGCCGGAUGGCAGCUGUAAACAUGGACCCAGCUCUGAUGUUCAGAACCAGGAAGAAGAAAUGGAGGAGUUUAGGGUCACUCAGCCAGGGCAGUGCCAAUGCGGCUGUCCUGGAUGUAACCCAGACAGGCGGGCACAAAAAGCGCGUCAGACGGAGUUCCUUUCUCAAUGCCAAGAAGCUGUACGAGGAUGCACAGAUGGCACGCAAGGUCAAACAAUACCUUUCCAACCUCACCCUGGAGACAAACGAAGAGAGCCUGCAGACACUUUCAAUGCAGUGUGAGCCCUCAAUCAACACAUUGCCGAAGAGUUCCGGGGACCGGAAGAGACCUGACACGUCGCCCGUGGUCGCACGGGCCGCCAUCCACCAGCGCCAGCAGCUUCAGAAAGCCAACCAGGCGCUUCAAGUGCCUGCCGUUGCCCUCUACCCAUCUCGCAAGAAAGUGCCGGUCAAAGACCUACCGCCGUUUGGCACAAGCUCACCGCAGUCUCUAAAGAAGAUACUGUCCCUUUCAGAGGAGGCAGGAGAGAGACACAAGAAACAGACAGAGGACAGUGUGUCCAACAACUCCUCACAGCUGUCAUCUCCUCCCACAUCUCCUCACAGCUCACCUAAGAAAGGUUAUGGACGAGCUGGUGAUUACCUGUCAGACUCUGGCCACAGUGAGAUCUCCUCACGCUCCAGUCUGGUGAGCACAUCCUCCCUGGACAUGGGGCAAGAUGAACGCAGGCAGCGGUAUGCAGGAAUAGCUGUAGAGGGCCAUGUGAGUGGUCACCGGCUAGAGCGCAGGGCCACAGCUGACCCUGAUCAGUACAGCUUGGGGUCCUACUCAUCCAUGCAGGACUGCCGGGGUCUGUAUGCCGGUGCCACCGUGCUGUCUUCCCCCAGCUCAGAGGAGCUUACCCAGGACCAGGGUGACCGGGUGUCUCUCGACGCUGCUGAUUCUGGUCGUGGCAGCUGGACUUCAUGUUCCAGCGGCUCGCAUGACAACAUUCAGACCAUGCAACAGGGGCGUAGCUGGGAGGCGUUGGCAGAGGGGGCUGGGCUGUGGGGAAGCAGGGGGAGCUGGGCGUCCGCCUGCUCUUCUUCGUCCUCAGCGGCAUGUUGGGGUGAGGACUCUGAGGGCGACACAGGUACCAUCAAGCGAAGAGGAGGGAGGGAUGUGACCACAGACCCAGAGACCAGCAGCAUCACCUCCACCGGUUCAGAAGAGUCCCGGCAGCACAGCAGACGCCCUUCGCCCAUCACGGCGGGAAACACCAAGGCUGUGAUCACACGGAAGGACGGCCGUUACCGGGACCCUCCGCCCACGCCGCCGGGAUACACGGCUCUGACCAUCACAGACGUGACCGAGGGCACGGCUCACUCAGGCAGGAGACCCCCGGACUACACCACCGCCUUGCAGCGCUCCCGUCUUGUCACGCAUUCCCCCGACUCCCAGCAGCCCCCGGCUGCGGGAAAACCCAUCCACUCGCCGGACCCCCGGGGCCGAGAAGAGGAGGAGGCAGAGGAGGUGGAAGAGGAGGGUGAGUGCUUGUCUCCCAAACUCAGAGCUCAGAGGAGGAGAGGUCCACACACAGCAGUUCCCCCCAGGCCAUGAGUUACAUACACCACCCCAGCAGGAAGAGGAUGAACAGGUGUCCGCUGUUUGAAAGGGGACGACACUGGGUUUUAUACGGAUGCUGCGUUGACUGAUGGCCCAUAUCAGGCCUUCACAGGUCAGACAGACAGACCAUCCAGUCUACAUCUUGCCGGCACUGCCUCUCUCCCUCCUCAAUGAUGGAUUCUUCUCCCUGCCCUGCCUUAAUGCAAUGGGGGGUUUGAUGCCCUGCAUGCUAAAAAUACUGUGAAGAAAGGAGGCGAGCAAAAAAAAUAACUUAUUUGGCACUUUGGAGAUUGAACUGAACUGAAACUCGAACACAGCGCUUUCGACAUUCACACACAAGAAACAAACUACUGUUAACGGUUGUCUUCAGACAAUUUACUCUUUCCUUCUGCUUAAAGGUCACACUAACGUGUUUAGUAGUUCCCCUCAGCACUUUUUUUAAACUGUUUUUAAGGUGUAAACAGAUGCACACCAUCAGCGUUUCAAUCUCCUGAUUCUGGACAUGCAGUUUGGAUGGCUAAAAAGGCUUGACUACAACUUAUCACCCCACCUGUUCACAUCAUAUCUGUGUGGUUUAGCAUUGCAGUAUUAUAUUUGCUGGAGCACAGCUUGAAGGACACCUCUUCUACUGGCUGACUACAUCAUGAUGGAGUUCACAUUGAUCAUUGACAAACGUAGCACACCAAUUUAAUAAGGAUGGCGCUUUGUGAGAGGAAACGAUUCUAAGUUAAGCCUUAGUGGGUGGUUUCAUCGGUUCUAAAGCAGCGAGAAAGUACGAAUGAAAAGCUCUGACUGAACAAAUCUACAUCUGUGGGUAAUCCAGCCGCCAAAGUCCUUUUAAAAGUGAACCAGUUCAGUUGCAGGAAGCUUUUAGUGGUGGAGAGGAAAUGUACACAUUCAUAUUACAGUUUUACCAGUUCAGCAUCUCUAAAAACUGAAAUUGAAGCAGAAUUCCAUAGUUGUGUCUCAAGCGCCCCCUGUUGGUGAAGGUGAGAACUGAAGGCUACUCAGGCAAAUAGGGUCAUCCUAUUCGGGUGCUACUUCCUUCCUCUCAUUAAGUGAUGCCAUUAAGGAGGUGUGUGUGGAAAAACAGUGUUUUUGGUGUUGUUUUUCUUUGAGGAUUCAAGUUGUGCAUGUUUCUCCUGGAGUGGGCCUUGAUCUAAACACCACCGCUGCACAAACAGCUUCCACAAUCACUCACAGGAGCUGAACUGAAACGUGCUUUUGAGACUCCGGUGGGCCGGAAACACGCAAACCCACCCGAAUCCUGCCAGCCAGAGCAGAGCAGAGCUGAACCGGUGGGAGCACGUCACUUUCAUUCUUUUAUUUUAAUCACUGAGUUAAACUGAUCACAUUGAUCAGUAGUUAGAAACAAUAGACUUGAGAAGAAGAAAAAGAAGUUUGCAGUGUUUUCAACUGUAUCCUGUAACAUCACUACUUCAGUGUUUCUUUCUCUAGUUGCCUGUUUGUUCGUUUGUAGAUUUUGUUUGGUUUGUUUUCAUUUUUUUUUGCCCCCACACUUUUUUUUUCUUUUCUUUUUUUUUUUAGUAAUGGUUGCGGAUACAGUUGUUAAUAGCAACACAUUUGUAACAGUAAAUAUAUCGACCAUCUGCUUCCACUUAAUUAUUAUUUUUAUUUUUUUAUUUUUUUUAGUAAAUAUUCACGUUUUGGCAAGCCAAAAUGAGUCGCUUGUUUUGCAAAAUAAGUUGCACAAAUUGUACAAGCAUAAAUAAACAAGGUAAAUAGUAGUAGGUAGCUGUUCUGCUACUCUGUUCGAUUUGUGAUGUCAAGUGAGACGUGUACAUUUAGCUGGUGAAGAUUCACUCUUUUUUUGACUACUUUUACCUGUACGUCUUUUACAAAGACAAUUGGUGGAGUAUGUAUUUGUUCUUUUUUUGUGUGUCUUUUUGUUUUGUAUUUUUAAUACAAUAAUUGUAAAUAUUGGUUAUAUUUUUGUUGAAUUGUAGAAACGUAUGAUGUUUAUGCCUCAACAUCCAGUUUAUUUGAUGCUGGGAAUCAUGAAAUUCGACAAAAAAUUAAUCAACUUAAUUUUUAAAAGCACAUAAUUAUUAUUAUUAUUGCUCUUUUUUUGUUUAGUUGGUCCUGCAUUAAGUUUUUUUUUUUGUUUUCAAACAUUGUUUUAAAUGACCUCUGGCACCAUCUAGUGUUUGCACAAGAGAAAACUUGGAAGUAACUUGAAAUGUGUAUCUCAUACUUUUCUAACUGACAAAUGUAUGUUGGGGUUAAUAAAAGACAUCCAUAUCUAUCGGCUGUUCAACACUUUCA
Molecule: messenger RNA, 7518 nt
Organism: Pimephales promelas (fathead minnow)
Lineage: Eukaryota; Metazoa; Chordata; Actinopteri; Cypriniformes; Leuciscidae
Gene: rapgef2b
Product: Rap guanine nucleotide exchange factor 2b
Biological process (GO): small GTPase-mediated signal transduction
Molecular function (GO): protein binding; guanyl-nucleotide exchange factor activity
Source: RefSeq, a predicted model, not a curated record